CUCCUAUUCGCUGUGACGCAGCCCAGAGUCCUGGCUGCAGCGCUGCUUCACGCUUCCCACUGGCAUUCAGGCUUUUGCGCUUCAUGCUGCCACUGCACCCUCCCCCGUGACUGUUGUCCCGUUACUUGGGGUCCAUCAGGGCUCCCCAGGUGAACACAAGGAUCACAGCCAUCCAGUCGGAGCAAGGGGGAUGACUGAAAGAAGUUGUGUGAUCCAGAAAAUCAGGCGGUACUGACGGUGCUGUUCCAAGAGGCGCAGUCCUUCAAAACAAUAUGAUGUCUGCAAUAGAAACUGGUGCCCCUGUGUACCAACCUGCACAGCUGCUCAACUGGGUCUAUAUGUCCUUGCAAGACACUCAGAGCAGCACUUUUGAUGCGUUCAAAGCCGACUCGGAAAGUUCUCCUCAGGACAUCAAUAUCUCCAAGCGAAGCGCAGCUGAUCUGAGCGCCAACUAUCUCAACAACUUCUUCCAUCUGAGGAGUGAGGCCUUGAACAACAAUUUCUACAAGAGCUUCUCACCCUACGGGUCCCUCAACAAUAUCGUGGACGGCCUGAGCUCUCUGGCGGACCAUUUCUCUGACCUCUCCCUGUCCCCUGAGACACGCAAGCCCAGCAAAAGGCCACCGCCCAACUACCUGUGCCACCUUUGCUUCAACAAAGGCCACUACAUCAAAGAUUGCCCUCAGGCUCGACCCAAAGGUGAAGGCCUGACCCCAUAUCAGGGAAAGAAGAGGUGUUUCGGGGAAUAUAAAUGCCCUAAAUGCAAGAGGAAGUGGAUGAGCGGGAACUCAUGGGCCAACAUGGGACAAGAAUGUAUCAAGUGCCACAUCAACGUUUACCCUCAUAAGCAGAGACCUCUGGAGAAACCGGACGGGUUAGAUGUAUCAGACCAGAGCAAAGAGCAUCCACAACACCUGUGUGAAAAAUGCAAAGUCCUCGGCUACUACUGCCGCCGCGUGCAAUAACACACUCUACUCGCCUUACGUACUCCUCCAAGGUUUUAUC
Molecule: messenger RNA, 1005 nt
Organism: Etheostoma cragini (Arkansas darter)
Lineage: Eukaryota; Metazoa; Chordata; Actinopteri; Perciformes; Percidae
Product: zinc finger CCHC domain-containing protein 24-like
Exons: 4
Coding region: 273-965 (230 amino acids)
Molecular function (GO): zinc ion binding; nucleic acid binding
Source: RefSeq, a predicted model, not a curated record